AUGCUGUCAAGGGCUUUGAAUAGCAAGCCUAGAAGGAGCUUUCACGGCGUGGAGAAAGAAGAUAGCUGCCGAUCAGCAGCGUCCAUACUCUCCGAGUAUGGAGGCUUCACGGUGGGGUUCAUGGAUGACCUCCCACUGAUCUCUUGUGAUGGUAGUGAUCAUAAGGGCGGUUGGGCCGAGUCGCAGCAUUUGACCCUUCGGCAGGUGCUCAGAUCAUCGGUGGCAGUGGUGGGCGAGAGCCGUUUGGGGUUUACGGAGAAAGUGGUGCUGCUGGAUGGUAGGAUGUGUGCACUGAAGAGGUUUCGGAAGGUUAGUUUGAGGAGGGGCGAGUUUGGGAGGAGAAUCGUGCGGGUGGGUUUAGUGAGCAGCAUGUCCGACUAUCUUGUUCCUGUCACUGCUUAUUUCUAUAGUAAGAGGAUCAAGUUCGCUGUCUGUGAUUAUUAUCCCAUGGGAAGCCUUGCUGAUUUGCUGGCCAGUGCAAGGGAGCAGAAUCAAACAGCUCUAACUUGGAAUCAACGACUUAAAAUAAUUCUGAGCGUUGCACGAGCAAUUGAAUUUAUCCACUCAAGAAAUUCCUUGCAAGAGACGAAGCACUUGAAGUUGAAUGUGCACGGGAACAUCAAAGCCUCUAACGUCAUGAUCAAUAUAGACUUCACUGCUCGCUUGUCCGACUACGGCUUCAUCCAACUGGCUGAGAGGGUGGAAGUCGGCGACGCUUGGCAGCGUAAACCUCAGCCGAAUUUCGAGCACGGUGAAGUAUUCUGCCAGGAAAGUGACGUUUACAACUUUGGGAUCAUCAUUUUGGACUUGCUGCAAGGGCCUAAUAAGGAUUAUACCAAUGAUAGAGACGGGGGGCAUGUGGAUUUUGAAUUCUGUGUGCAAGGAAAAGAGAGAGAUCAAGCUUUGCAAGUUUUGGAGAUCGGUUUGGCAUGCACAAACAAGUCCCCUGGAGCGAGGCCUACCAUACAGGAGAUAUUACUGUGUCUAGGAGAUGAAGUUUUUAUGUAA
Messenger RNA from Coffea eugenioides, 1008 nucleotides. Its product is annotated as probable inactive receptor kinase At5g58300. Gene Ontology annotation, biological process: protein phosphorylation. The record is from RefSeq and is a predicted model, not a curated record. NCBI's taxonomy places the organism in Eukaryota, Viridiplantae, Streptophyta, Magnoliopsida, Gentianales, Rubiaceae. Gene Ontology annotation, molecular function: ATP binding; protein kinase activity. The coding region runs from base 1 to 1008 and encodes 335 amino acids. The transcript has 2 exons.